AUGGCGGCGCCCAGCGCCGGGACGGCGGCGGCGGUCCCGGGGGGGAGUCCUCGCGGGGCGGUCCCGGUGACCCCCCGGCAUAUCAGGGACCUCAUCGGCCGCGGCAUCGCCGCCGGAGGCGCCGGGAAUGGCGGGAAGGACACAUCCGACCUGUCGGAAUCGGCCAACGGCUCUUCCCAGAUGGAGGAGAAUUCCUUGGAAUCUGCCAGCAGGGAAGCCUAUUUCAGCAGGGUGGAAACCUUCACCCCCCUGAAGUGGGCGGGCAAGCCGGCGGCCCUCUCCCCUCUGGAAUGUGCCCGCUGGGGCUGGAAAAACGUGGAAUGUGACCUCCUGAGGUGCUCCAGCUGCCGGGCCCUGCUCUGCGCCCGCCUCCAGCUCUCCCUGGAUCUCGGAACCUACCGGGAGCGCUGUGCGGAGCUGAGGAGGGCCCUGAGCGCGGCCCACGAGAGGUUCUGCUUCUGGCCAGACAGCCCCUGCCCAGGUGGGGCUGCUCAGCCACCCUCAUUCCCAGUUAGCCACCCUCAUUCCCAGUUAGCCAUCUUUAUUCCCUGCUCAGCCACCCUCAUUCCCAGUUAUCCACCUUUAUUCCCUGCUCAGCCACCCUCAUUCCCAGUUAUCCACCUUUAUUCCCUGCUCAGCCACCCUUCACGGGGGGCGUUGGAAGCUGCACUUCCAGGGAUUGGGAAGGGGCUUUCCCUCCACUCGGUGGGAGCGAAUCCCUGGAAUUCCCUCCGCGUUGCUCCGCAGUCGCUGUCGGAGGAGCGGAUCCGCCGCCUCCUGGAGCUCACCCAGGACGAGCUGGAAUCCGGCCGGGAAGGGGAGAAGCCCCCCGGGAAGUUUUCCAUGGAAAGCCCGCAGGGCCACGCCGUUCCCGCCUCCAUCCUGGCGCUCUGCGGCUGGAAUUGCAGUUCCGGCGGCUCCCUGACCCUGCCGGUGAUCUCCUGCUCCCGCUGCAUGAGGAAGGUGGGGCUCUGGAGCUUCCACCAGCUGGAAUCCUCCGCUCCAGAGCCGGAUUCCUGCGGCUCCUCCGGCAGCUGCGGCUUCCCGGCCGUGCCCACGUCGCCCCGCAGGAUCGUCACCCGCAGCCAGGACACGAUCCCGGCCGGAGCCGAGCAGCAGGAGAAGAGCCCAUCCCCAUCCAUCUCCCACCCACAGGGUUGGAAUUCUCACAACUCCGUGGACUGUGGUGUCCAGAGCAUCUCCAUAAUUCCCUGUUUUCCCCCCCUGGCAGCAGGAGAAGAGCCCAUCCCCAUCCAUCUCCCACCCACAGGCCUCUCGGAGAAGUCCUGCAAGGUGUUCCGCAUUUUCCGGCAGUGGGAGAGCCUGAACUCCUCCUGAACUCCUCCUGGAUUCCUCCUGGAUUCCUCCUGGAUUCCUCAGCCUCUGGAACCCCCAGGGGCUCCGUGGCGGAGAGAGAGACCCUCUUCCCAGCUCCGUGCCUCGGGAAGGGGAUCCCGAGGGAGCCAUCCCGGGA
Lepidothrix coronata (blue-crowned manakin) is the source of this 1474-nucleotide messenger RNA. RefSeq names its product zinc finger C3HC-type containing 1 (gene ZC3HC1). The transcript is spliced from 8 exons. The record is from RefSeq and is a predicted model, not a curated record. Gene Ontology annotation, cellular component: nucleus. Gene Ontology annotation, molecular function: zinc ion binding. NCBI's taxonomy places the organism in Eukaryota, Metazoa, Chordata, Aves, Passeriformes, Pipridae. Bases 1 to 1338 code for a protein of 445 amino acids.